UACACUUUUUCAUUUCUCGGCCAUUGCUAUAUGUAAUGCCGAUCGGAACAGAUUGUGAGAACCGGUGUUUUCUUCCAGGGAAUCGUUGGAAUUGAUCAAUCGAUUUUACGGUAAGCAACGUUUGGUGCCACCAUUGCACAGGAUAUUGUACACCGAUUAUGGUAAGUAGUAAAGUUUGGCUGACGCUCGUAGCGUUGGCAUUCUGCGGCUUCCACCGUACAGCGAGUGUCGAUCGGAAUAAUUUCAAAUCUUGUGAACAAAGUAGUUUUUGUCGUCGAUUACGACAAUCGGAAUCGGAUAUAAGCAAAUUUAUAGUGCUUCCAGAAACGCUUCAAACCUACAAGCAGUAUAUCUUGUUGGACUUGCAACACACAGAAACGAAGCAUCUGUAUGUGCUGAAGCUAGCAGCUGUCAAGGGUGGAUUGUUUCAUUUUCAAAUCGAUGAGAAGAGUCCGCUAAGUCAACGGUAUCGGGUGGAAGACGCACUGGCCAAAGAGAUAGAAUAUGUCGGGUUAAAGGUGGAAACUAGUACCGCGACAUCCAUCACUGUUUCGAUUGAAGGCGCUUUGAACAGAGCAGUUGUAGCGGUUUCGCCGUUUAAGAUUGAUUUCUAUCAUGGCGACAAGUUGAUAGUUUCGGCAAACUCCAAAGGUCUUAUGAAAUUUGAACAAUUGCGGAGAAAGGAAUCGAAACAAGUAGAGACGGUAGAAGAUAAUGGACAAGACGUUCAGGAAAAUGAAAUCAAAGAAGUGAAAGAAGAUCCCGGAGCUUGGGAAGAGAAUUUCAAAAAUCACCAUGACUCAAAACCUAAAGGACCAGAAGCUAUUUCGAUGGAUUUCAGUUUUCCGCAAGGCAAAGUUCUAUACGGCAUUCCGGAGCAUGCCGAUUCAUUUGCUCUGAAACACACAGCUGGAGGGAAGAGCGAUCCAUACCGCUUGUAUAAUCUUGAUGUUUUCGAGUACGAGCUAGACAAUGGAAUGGCUCUAUAUGGAGCGGUACCGGUUAUUUAUGGAACAGGUCCUGGAUCCACUGCUGGUAUUUUUUGGCAAAACGCAGCGGAAACAUGGGUUGACAUUUUUGCACCGGACCAAGAAAAAAACGUCAUGUCCUCUAUUGUAAAUUUCGUUUCGGGUUCGAAUCAGGACGAUCCACCGGCUGUUAACUUCAUUUCGGAAAGUGGAAUCAUUGAUGUUUUUGUUCUCACAGGGCCCUCGCCCUUGGACGCGUUUCGUCAGUACACUGAUCUCACUGGAAAAGCACCACUUCCUCAAAUGUACGCAAUUGCCUAUCAUCAGUGUCGGUGGAAUUAUAAUGACGAACAAGAUGUCACCUCUGUUUCGGCUAAAUUCGAUGAACACGACAUCCCAAUGGAUACAAUGUGGUUGGAUAUUGAGUACACGGAAGGUAAAAAAUACUUCACCUGGGAUCAUCAUAAAUUUCCACACCCACUGGAAAUGAUUCGUAAUCUGACGGAACGUGGUCGUCAUCUCACAAUUAUUAUUGAUCCCCAUAUCAAACGAGAUGGUAGCUAUUUCUUUCACAAUGACUGCACAGAUCGGGGUUAUUACGUAAAGAACAAGGAUGGUAAUGCUUAUGAGGGCUGGUGUUGGCCAGGUUCUGCCAGUUAUCCGGACUUCUUUAAUCCUGAAAUACGCAAAUACUACGCUGAUCAGUAUCUUCUAGAGAACUUCAAAGAAUCUACUGCCGAGGUAGGAAUAUGGAACGAUAUGAACGAACCGUCGGUUUUUAAUGGUCCGGAAAUCACCAUGCUGAAGGAUAAUCUUCACUAUGGCGGUUGGGAACAUCGUGAUUUGCAUAACUUGUACGGUCACAUGCACAUCAUGGCAACUUACGAUGGGUUGAUCCGACGAAGCGACGCAACACUUCGCCCGUUCAUUCUUACUCGUUCGCAUUUUGCCGGUAGUCAGCGAUACGCUGCGGUGUGGACUGGUGACAAUAUGGCCGAAUGGGGACAUAUGCAGGCAUCGAUCAAGAUGUGCCUCUCGUUGGCGGUUGCAGGUAUCAGUUUCUGUGGUGCGGAUGUUGGUGGAUUCUUCGGAAAUCCCGACAGUGAACUGUUCUACCGAUGGUAUCAGGUGGGAGCAUUCCAGCCAUUCUUCCGUUCCCAUGCCCACAUAGAUACAAAACGCCGCGAACCGUGGCUAUAUCCGGAAGAGACAAAGCUAAUAAUUCGUGACGCUAUUCGUAAACGCUACCGCUUGCUGCCCCUUUGGUACACGAUGUUCUACGAGCAUGAGCGUUCUGGCUUACCAAUAAUGCGCCCAAUGCUAGCCGAAUAUCCGUCGGACAUUAAGUCGUAUGCUAUCGAUAGUCAGUUUAUGCUUUCGGACAAAUUAUUAGUUGCUCCAGCAUUGAAGGCCGGUCAAUCUAAAGUUGAUGUGUAUUUCCCAAUCAAAGAGAAUGGAGAACCUGAUCUGUGGUAUGACCUGGAUAAUAAUCGCAAGUAUUCCGGUGCUGGAUAUGAAUCAAUGGCGGUGGAUUCCUAUAAGGUACCUGUGUUCCAGCGAGGUGGAACAAUUGUACCUCGAAAAGAAAGAAUACGACGAGCGGCUACUCUUAUGAAGGAUGAUCCCUACACAUUGGUGGUAGCUCUAGAUAAAAAUGGCAUUUCCAAAGGAACAUUGUAUAUCGAUGACGAAACAAGCUUCGAAUAUCGGUCUGGAAAAUACCUUUACCUUGAAUUCGAACUCAAAGAUGGCGUCCUUAGUAGCAAGAAAAUUGAUACCACUGCCACAUACGUCACAAAGAGCUGGCUAGAACGUGUAGUUUUGGUAGGUUUGGCAAAGGUGCCCAAAUCGGCUACUUUACAUCUGUCUAAUGGUGAAUCUUUGGCGUUGGAUGUCUACGUAGAAGAAGGGGCUGUUGUUGUGCGCAAACCAGGUGUUUCAAUGCUCGACAGCUGGUCGAUUAAGCUAAACUACUGAAUGGGUUGAAGACGUUUCUCUACUCAAUUGUUUUUAUCAUAAAGACGAUGCGCAUCUAUUCCAUUCUACUGACUGAUCACAUUUCAAGCAACAUUACGGUAGAAUGCACUUUUUCUGUUCUUUUCAAAUGUGGUCGUUUAACAUAAUCUUAAAAUUCAAAGUGAUUUAGUACGAUAGAAAAUGACUUCAACUCUUCAUAAAUUUAGACAAAUUAGAUUUAAAAAAAAUCUGAAAACGAUCAUGUUAUCGCUGAAUACAAAUUAAAGUAAUAGAAAAUAA
Molecule: messenger RNA, 3224 nt
Organism: Topomyia yanbarensis
Lineage: Eukaryota; Metazoa; Arthropoda; Insecta; Diptera; Culicidae
Gene: GCS2alpha
Product: neutral alpha-glucosidase AB
Exons: 5
Coding region: 159-2945 (928 amino acids)
Biological process (GO): carbohydrate metabolic process; N-glycan processing
Molecular function (GO): carbohydrate binding; alpha-glucosidase activity
Source: RefSeq, a predicted model, not a curated record